CGUCAGUUUAUUCGUAGUCGGACGAAGCUAUAUAACUGUUCAUAAUAGCCAAAGCAAUAUAUGUAUACACAUCCGAAUUGUUUUCCUAACGAAAUUUCGAAAGUGUUUUCGAAGUUUAGAACGUCCGAAUAAUGAUUCGAAUUCAGUCAUUGAAUUAGAAAGUGUUUUGUAAUUUAUUUCUUUCAUUCUGAGAGGUUUGAGGACCGGUGAACUUUUACAGUAAAAAUAUUUCGAAAUUAACCCUGACGAGAGUGAACGUUUGAGAUGUCUACGAAAGUUUGCGAAUGUCUAUCUGCUGGCCAACAACGUGAUCACGGUUGCCAGCUGAUGUCAGCUGAGGAUGAUGAAAAUAUAAACAAAGAAAGCGAGACUAGGUACAGUGAUGGUUCAGUGAAGUUGAGAAAUCCCAACAUCGAACUAAUGGACCAGGAUAUUCUGUACCAUUUGGCACUGGGCAGCGGUUCCCACGAUCUGGUCGAGAUGUUCGGUGAUGUAAAGUUCGUAUGCAUGGGAGGAACUCCGAAACGUAUGGAGAACUUCGCUUGGUAUAUAAUGAAGGAAAUAGGACACAAGCUAGCUGCUGGGACAACUUUACUGGACAUCAGUCAACAUUCAUAUCGCUAUUCAAUGUAUAAAGUCGGUCCAGUUCUCUCUGUCAGUCAUGGAAUGGGAAUUCCGUCGAUAGGUAUUCUGCUUCACGAGAUUAUAAAACUCAUGUAUCAUGCAAAAGUGCGCGAUCCGAUGUUCAUCAGAGUUGGUACGUGCGGGGGAAUUGGAUUGGAUCCGGGCACGGUUGUAAUAUCGGAGGAGGCAGUCGAUGGUAUGCUGAAGCCAUAUUUUGAGCAGCCAGUGCUGGGUAAAAUCACCCGACGACCAGCCAAGUUGGAUAAAAAAUUAGCUAUGGAAUUGCUAGCUCUCGCUAGUAAUGAAGAUCCUUAUGACACUGUAACUGGAAAGACAAUGUGUACUUCCGACUUUUACGAGGGACAGGGACGUCUGGAUGGGGCCUUUUGUGAUUAUACUGAGCAGGAUAAAGUCGACUACCUUAAUAAACUCCACAAGCAUGGUAUCAUCAACAUUGAGAUGGAGUGUACUGUGUUUGCUGCACUUACCCAUCAUGCUGGCAUCAGAGCUGCCAUCGUUUGUGUUACCUUCUUGGAUCGGCUAAAGGGUGAUCAGGUGAAUUCUCCUAAAGAAGUAUUAGAAGAAUGGCAGAAGCGUCCGCAAGAGCUAGUGGCUCGAUACAUCAAGAGAUAUCUACAGCACAAAGGACGAUUAUCCUUGGAAGGCCAUGGCUCGAUGUGUGUGAAGAGUCCACGUCGAUUCAAGCUCGUUCAACAAGAGUCUGAGAACUACGAUUAAACUGCCCAUCGAGAGUCGCCCAAACUCACGAAAUAAAUCCGUUUGUUCUUAUCAUAUCGAUUAAAACAUCGACGAACCGAAUUCUUAAUUUCAUUAUGUGAAUUGUUGGACUGCACAAAUUGAAAUAACAGUUAUUACUGAUUCGAAUUUUUUUUACUUUUAUUUUUGAAACUAAACAAAUAGAUAAUUACUUUGACGAGAGAUAAAAAAUAUCACGGCCUUCGGAGCUGUCACAAUUGAGCCAUCAGUUGGUGAUUUUGAAUAGUUCAUUUAAUCGAGGCUCAAUCACAAUGUUCAAGUACAAAAAUAAAAAAGAGAAACAAUUUUUUUAAAAAUCGUGUUACUGACCAUUCUCGGCCACAUAUCCAAUAUUUUUUAUCCGAAAGUCUGUUGAGAGUGAAUUGCAAAGAUAUAUAAAACAUAGAAAAUGCAUAUAUGGGAAUUAUAAGGAUUGCCCGAUUUUUCUCUUUAAUUCAAAUCACGUACUUUGGAUUUCUUCAUUUAUCCUUUUUUCAAUUUUUUAAAUAAAUUGCGAAUUUCUUUUGGAUCGCUUUGAAUGUCUAACGACCAAAAAUAUUAUCAAAUGGAGGUUUAAAAAUGUGUAAUUAAUGAUGAAAACUAAGCCAUAGCUGAUUAAGCUGAAGUUUACGAUGUUUGUUAUGACAUGACGCAACUAGUGUCGGUGGCCUACGCAAGUUUUUACGCAUUAAAGAAUAAAUAGUGAGAUAGAAGCUCUGUUUCACUCACUCGUUAAUGAAAACCGUAUUAGAAUGUUCAAUGUCUUGAUUAUUUCCGACAUUCUGAUUUCGACCAAUCAUACUGCGGUAUUCAACCUCAUGUGGCAACUUCACAUUGUCAUUUGAAUAACCUAUGCUCGCCUAUUAAUUUUCGUUCCACUAUUUGAUAGAUAUCUAUCCCAUACACCUGCUGUUUGCCAAUAAAUACCGCUCUCUGAUCGAACGAAACUAGAACGCAAUGAUCAGGAAUAAUCAUCCGAGAGAUCAGAAGGCAAAAUUAUGGGAAAAAUUUCCAUAAAUUUGGACCUCUCGGGGUGUUAUAGCCGAUAAUGAAAUAAAUCAUUUAAAGGAACAAAUAAUAGAUUAAUUAAUUAAUUACGGGCUGAACAAAAUACGGAUUAUUUGCGGAAGUUGAUUAAUUGCGGCUUUUAUUCUGAGCUGUCUCGUCUUGAUUUUCUCCAUAUGAAAAACGUGAAGAACUGGAAAUUGGGAUGAGAAUUAUUACCUCAGAGUCAUCGUGACAGGAGUCGAUACUGCGUUUCCCUAAACUAAGACGAGAAUGAAAAUUUUGAAAUUUACUGUGAACGAAAUAAUCCUUUGGACGUAUUUUGGUUUCGUGAAAUUUUUCGUGGCAUCAGAUGAUUUCCUUUUAAAUGACAGAUUAUUGGAAAUGAGAGUCAUGACUUUAUUUCGAGUGUAAUAAUAACGAAAAUUACUCAAUAUCUUAAAUGCCCCCGCAGGUUCUCCUGUACCACGAAGAGUUUGAAUAUUCAUCAUUUCAAAUAAUAUGAUAGAAAAUGUUAGACAUAGCUGAUUCAACAUUCCAAACAAUUCCAAAUAGUUAUCUUUCAUUAUAAAAAUUUCCUUAAAUUGUGAAAACGGAAGGUGCGUUAACUAAAAAUGUAAUACUUUGUGGCGGAUUAAAAAAUGAAUUCCUCAAAUAAAA
This is a messenger RNA of Diachasmimorpha longicaudata, 3045 nucleotides long. RefSeq names its product uridine phosphorylase 1. Gene Ontology annotation, molecular function: uridine phosphorylase activity. Gene Ontology annotation, cellular component: cytoplasm; cytosol. Gene Ontology annotation, biological process: uridine catabolic process; nucleotide catabolic process. NCBI's taxonomy places the organism in Eukaryota, Metazoa, Arthropoda, Insecta, Hymenoptera, Braconidae. The coding region runs from base 265 to 1362 and encodes 365 amino acids. The transcript has 6 exons. The record is from RefSeq and is a predicted model, not a curated record.